AAUUGCUGCACUAGUUUACUUCUUUAAAAAGAUAAGUCCAAAGGCCACCACCACCCACAAGUAAGCAGCCAUGGCUUCCCUGACUGACACCCAAUACUACCUUUUCUGCUUCUUCGUUUGGAUCUUCUCUACCCUCCUCCUUCGAUCCCUGAUCAGAAAACCCAACAAUCAGGAACCAGCCAUCGGUGAUCUCCACCUUCCUCCAAGCCCCCCCGCCCUCCCACUCAUCGGCCACCUCCACCUCCUUGGACUCACCCUCUACAAAUCCUUGCACAAACUCUCCCUCCAAUAUGGACCUCUCCUCUACCUCCGCCUUGGGCCAUCUCGAACCCUCCUAGUGGUUUCAUCGGCCUCCAUGGCUACCGAAGUGUUCAAAGUCAACGACCUUGUCUUUUCAGACCGCCCCACUAUUGCUUUCGCAGAUGAGUUGCCGAAAGAUGUCGGAGGUGUUGGAUUCUUCAGCGCCCCCUAUGGCGAGUACUGGAGGUUCAUGAGGAAGCUCUCCAUGACGCAACUGCUGGGAGCCCGGCAGAUCGAACAGUCACGCUCCAUUCGACAGGAAGAAAUUGCGCGGCUUUUGCAUAGCGUGUUGGAGAGUGCUGAUAGAGGAGAGGUGGUUGAUUUGGGUGCUGAGCUCAUGAAGUUAACGAACAACUCCACGUGCAGGCUGGCGAUGAGCACUAGAGUUUCAGGGGAAAAUAGUGAGGCAGAACAGAUAAGGGAGUUGGUGAAGAAUUCGUUGCAGUUGGCUUCGAAGGUUUGUUUUGGGGAUGUGUUGGGGCCUUUCAAGAAGUUGAGUUUUUGGCUGUAUGGGAAGCAGGUUGCAGACAUGGACAAGAGGUAUGAUGAGAUUCUGGAAAGGAUAUGGAAGGAGCAUGAAGAAAUUAGCGGGAAGAAAGAAAAUGAGGAUUUAAUGGACAUACUAUUGAAGGUGUACAGAGAUGACAAAGCCGAGUUCAAGAUGACCAGAAGACAUAUCAAGGCUUUCUUGCGUGAUCUCUUCGUUGGAGGCACCAGUACCUCGGCAGAUGUCAUGCAAUGGACGAUGUCCGAGCUCAUCAACCAUCCUCAUAUGUUCAGGAAGAUUAGGGAGGAAAUUGAAUCAGUCGUUGGCACUGCUAGACUGGUUGAGGAAUCAGAUGUCUCUAAUCUCCCCUACUUGCAAGCAGUUGUUAAAGAAACGCUACGACUAUACCCAUCAGUUGCUGUGACAACAAGAGAGUGCCGCGAAAACUGUAAGAUAAAAGGCUACGACAUACCCCAAAAGACUAUGGUGGCGAUCAAUCUCUAUAGCGUAAUGCAAGAUCCAGAAGUGUGGGACGAUCCAAGUGAAUUCCGACCAGAGAGGUUCUUGUUCUCUUCUAAAGCACAAAAUCAUGGCCAAAAAGAAAAUGAAACCAGAGGUCAAAGUUUGGUUGAUUUUGUUCCCUUUGGGGCAGGAAGGAGAGGUUGCCCUGGCUCAGCUUUGGCAUACAGCACAAUGAAUUCUACAAUUGGGGCCUUGGUUCAAUGCUUUGACUGGAAGAUUGGGAGUGGUGGAGAUGAGGAUAAGGUUGACAUGGAAGUUAAUUCGGGCUUUGGUUUGUCCAAGGCUCACUCACUUGUAUGCCUUCCCGUGGUUCACUUCAAUCCCUUUGCUUCUUCGGCGUAAAGGAAUUUCAUACUUUAGUAUUGGCAUUGCAUGCAGCAUGCAUAGAAAUAUAUAGAGGUAUAAUAAUAAGGAUGGAUGGAUCGUGCACUAUUUCAUUAUAA
Messenger RNA from Carya illinoinensis, 1752 nucleotides. RefSeq names its product cytochrome P450 705A22-like. Gene Ontology annotation, cellular component: membrane. Gene Ontology annotation, molecular function: heme binding; oxidoreductase activity, acting on paired donors, with incorporation or reduction of molecular oxygen, NAD(P)H as one donor, and incorporation of one atom of oxygen; iron ion binding. The record is from RefSeq and is a predicted model, not a curated record. The transcript has 2 exons. The coding region runs from base 71 to 1651 and encodes 526 amino acids. Lineage: Eukaryota; Viridiplantae; Streptophyta; Magnoliopsida; Fagales; Juglandaceae.